Geodia barretti is the source of this 2217-nucleotide messenger RNA. The record is from the annotation of a GenBank genome assembly. NCBI's taxonomy places the organism in Eukaryota, Metazoa, Porifera, Demospongiae, Tetractinellida, Geodiidae.
UCCGCCUUUUAUCCGCGCCCUGGCCACGCGGGACGGUAUAAUUAAAUAAUUAUUGUGCCGAGCGCACGCCCCCCGCCGCCCUCAUGCGUACGUGUAGUGCCGCAGGACGCUGGUACACCGGGUGGACGUAGAAGACGCUCAGAAAAAACGGCGGGAUUAUGGCGAAAGAAAGCUCAUUCGUCUGCGGGUGGAACCCGUGGCGGCGACAACUACUGCUUCCGACGGUCUUCGUGUUGGUGUUAUCGAUAGUACCUACACAGUCGUCGUAUAGAAACUGUCCCCCUAUCGUCCCUGGUGAAGGAUCCCCACUCUUUCCUCAAAGGACAAAGGGAGGGAACGUGACCAUGUAUAGAGUCUUUCACACGUUAGGCAAUCCUCCCACAGUAAACAUAACUUGGGUCCGUGAGCCCUCGAGUCUUUCCUUGUCAAACGGCCGCUAUCAAAUAAACAACUCACUCUCAAAAGGAACCGUUAGAGCAUCAAUCACAGUACGGGACCUAAUGCUGUUUCCUGACGUAGGGAGAUAUACUGUAACUGUCUGUAGCAACUGUACGUGUAACAAAACAACGUUUGUGCUGCAACUCUUCAAAUGUGAUCCAACCGCAUUACCAGAGCCAGUGGAACAGUACGAGAACAUAAACAUCACGGAUUCAUUUUCUACAGUCCUGUAUUUGUAUUCAAUUUUUAACGGGAGCACGAACACCUUUUUCUACAACACUGACUGGACACACAAUGGGAAAGACCUCUGUUUUGAGGGAACUACGAAACAAAGUUCAGCUCUCUUUACUUGCAACAGGACAAUUCUAGGGGACUGCCUAUUCUCGGCAAACCUCUAUAUCAACGGUUAUACAAUAAAGAAUUCAGGCAACUACACAGUGCAAGCUAUAGGGGGUGGUUCAGCCAGUCGCAACUCAACUAUCCACGUAGACUAUGUACAAGUUGUGGUGGUAGAGGACGACAGAAUAGAGCACAAUGAGUCGACUCGUGGUAUCUCAUUAGGCUGUGAGGCUCAUGCACAAGACAGAUCCCAGGCCACCUGCACUGUCAGCAUCUCAUCCUCCCUUCACUCUGGCAAGAGAGACUACCAACUGUGUGCUGGCUACUUCGACCCUACCACAUCACAGCUACACUGCUCUGAUAGAAUAACUGUAAUACCUGGGAACUCCCAGAGAGUGGUGUUGGGAGUGCUGGCAGAGGUUACACUCAUAGUCCUUCUGGUGGCUGUACUUAUGGUGCUCUAUGUAAGAGUUGCUGCUGUAGGUCAGAGGAAGGACAGAACCAAGGCUCCAAGUGAAGAUUUCGGUCUAUUCAAACAAGGGGGUGCAUUUCACGGUCAGUUUGCCAGAACUAUACUCUACUUAAGAUCACAUGGAGGGGAGAAUCCCUGGGUCCUCCCCAAAGUUAGCAGAAUGUGAUCAUGGUACUGGGGUUAACGCUCCAAAAACUGUAUCAGCGCCCAGCGCUAACAUUCAACACACUGGACUGUGGGGAGAAGUGAGUGGCGGUGGUAUUAUAGGACGAGAUGAAUGGGGGCAUAAUGCUGGAGGUAUAGACCCUCGGUUUUAUAUGGAAGCCCACUUUAGUGAAGCUGCAGUUUUGGCAAUAAGACAGAGCUACGGAGCGAAGUUUCAAUUAGCUACAUAGAUAGUUGCAGCAACAACCCAUCAUAACCCCUUGAUAGAGGGGAAUAGUAAUUAGCUAGCUACGCAAUCAUUGCAGUAUCUCAGAUCACUUGAUUAAAAAUGAAUUUGUCAAUGUAUAAAACUAUGAUUAUGAGAGAAGUUUCAUCGUGGCAUGACUCCAAGACGGCCGCAGUACUUUGCCACUUUCUUGCUGGCAAUCCUGAACACAGGAACUCUGUCCUGGGUCAGUUCAAUGACGAGGUAAUAUGGGCUCUGGUCCGGAUCUGGGCCAAAUCUAUCGCCGUAGUAUUGGAGGACAAUGUCUCCAGGGUCGUGCGGUGAGUUGCCACCGAUAUCUUUGAAGAAAUGAAACUUCCAGCGCGAAUCAGACUCGUCCCUCAUGUCUUGUUUACUCUGAAAGUGAGAGGUUUCCAUUUGCUGUCAAAACUAUCUUUUAUCAGACCCGCGUGGGUUAGUAUAUACACAAGGCAUUGUGGAGUGAAAACUAACCAUUCCUUUGACGGAGAAUCGCUCGUCCUUGCUCAGAGCCAGAAACAGCUCGGUGUAUGUGUCAUUUUGGAGGUAGAAAUACUUU